Symbiodinium sp. CCMP2592 is the source of this 678-nucleotide messenger RNA. Lineage: Eukaryota; Dinophyceae; Suessiales; Symbiodiniaceae. The record is from the annotation of a GenBank genome assembly.
AUGGCGUUGCUUGGCGAGGCAUUUGCCCUUGGCGCAGCACCGCCUACACUACCGGCGAGGCUCGUCUCAACACCCGGGCGGGCAACGCCGGAAGUUACGGCUGAGCGAGGCAUGCCGUCGGCACUAUCGGCAGCCGCGACGGUCCUGGCAGCAGGUGUGGUGGCGAAGAGGCGGAGGGUGGCAACGCGAACGGCAACCGUGGCAGCCAGGGCGCAACCCCAGCAGAGCGGCGGUGGUGCUGCAGAUGUGGAGGAGCUGGAGCCCUUCUUCGAGGAAGUCUCAGGUGAUGACCCUUUGGUGCUGGAUCUGGAGGAUAGGCUGCGCAAGAUGAACGGUGCCAGCAACUUGACGCUCGACAUGGUUCUGAACCCGGGCACGAUUGUCAACACCGAGCGCGAUGUGAUCCUCUUGCGGGCCGAGCUCAAGGCGACGCCAGAGGAAGACACUGAGAAACGCAAAAAACUAGAGGACAAAAUCGAAGAGAAGCAGAUGAAGAUCGUCAACGAGAUGAAACUCGUUAUGACCGACAACCUCAAGUUGGAGUUUUUGGUGCAGGCCAUUUUGUCCAUUGUUGCAUUUGGCUUCAUGUGCUACGAUGCCUUCCCAUGGAUACCUGACCUUACCUGGGCUGGCAUCAACAAAGUUGGUUGCCUGGCUGCGAGUCAGCUAGGAUGGUGA